UGAGUAGUUAUUGUACAUAAAGCGAAUGUUGGCUAAUUACAAAUAUCCUCUCAACAUAAUUACAAACGUCCAACUCUAGCUCUCCAUACCUAUUGUGGCGUCUAUUUUCGAUGUUUCCUCUGCCAUUCGUGAGGGUGGUGUGGCAGUACUUGGUCGCGGUAGUCUUGUAAUUUACUUUUUAAUGGUACUACUCAUACUGUACUUCACCCUGACUCAGCUGACUGCACAUGUUGUAUAAGGAUUAGGCUACAACGCUAACUUCGAGACGUCAACACUAAAAGAAGGCGGUUCUUCAUUGAGCCCUACAAAAUCCAAAGGCAAAAGAGACCAGACUGUUUUCUCUCAAGUCUGCAAAAACUUUCUGUUACAAACCCCCUGGGAAAAACUUCCUGCAGAAUGGAAAUAUCCAAAGCAGAUGACCUUUCGACUGAGCAGGCUGCCAAUUUACUAGGUUCACCUGGUCGAGACAAUCAGAUGAGACAGAGUGGACAGGUCCAUAAAAAGAGGUCGAAGAACCGCAUGGUCAUCGUUGCGGUACUGUUGCUCUGCUUGCUGAUGAUCACUGUCAUCGUGGUCGUAUUUGCCUUGAAGCAGCGCUGCGAUGUUAAAGUGACAAGCUGUAAAAACAGGUGUGUGAUGGGCAGCAGGGACAAGUCUGCAUCGUGCCACUGUGACCUGUCCUGUGAGAAAGAGGGAAACUGCUGUCUGGAUUACACUGAGGUGUGCGUGGAGCCUGGUCAGCGUUGGACCUGUUCCAGAUUCCGCUGUGGUGAGGAGAGGUUGGCCAAUGGCCUGUGCUCCUGCUCUGAUGACUGUGUGAAAGCAGGGGACUGCUGUGCAAAUUACUACAGCUCCUGCAAAGUGGGAGUGAAGUCUUGGAUAGAAGAGGAGUGUGAGGACAUUCAAACACCACAAUGUCCUGCCAGUUUUUCCAAACCCCCACUGAUCCUGGUGUCUAUGGAUGGCUUCCAGGCAGGUUAUUUAAAGGCCUAUGGCAGUCUUCUUCCAGUCAUCAGCAAAUUACGCAACUGUGGCACUUCUACGUCAUACAUGAGACCUGUCUACCCCACCAAGACCUUCCCCAACCACUACACCAUUGUGACUGGCCUCUAUCCAGAGUCCCAUGGGAUUGUUGACAACAAGAUGUAUGACGUGACCCGCAACGCCUCCUUCAGUUUGAAAGUUCCCGAAAAAUUCAAUGCCAAAUGGUACCAAGGAGAACCAGUUUGGUUCACUGCCAUGGACAAUAACCUGAAGUCAGCCACAUUCUUCUGGCCGGGCUCUGAUGUGGCAGUCAAUGGAAGAUUACCUGACUUUUAUAAGAAGUAUGACAAGAACAUCUCAUUUGAGGAGAGAAUCUCAACCAUAUUUCAAUGGCUGAACUUGCCUCAAGGGGAAAGGCCAGAUUUUUACACUCUGUACAUGGAGGAACCAGACUCUGCCGGCCACCAAUACGGACCAAUGAGCAGCCAGGUGAUUGAGGCCCUGCUGAACGUGGACAGGUUGUUAGGACUUCUAAUGGACGGCUUGAAACAGAAGAACCUUCACCGCUGUGUCAACCUGGUGCUUCUGUCUGACCACGGAAUGGAGGAAGCUUCCUGCAAAAAGGCUGCAUUUGUAAGCUCGUACCAGGACAACAUUGACGACUUCACUGUCAUCCAAGGCCCCGCUGCGCGAAUCCGACCCAAGAACCUCCCAGAAGACUUCUUCUCCUUCGACUAUGAAGGCCUGGUGAAGAAUCUGUCGUGCAGGAUCCCUGACCAGCCCAUGAGGCCCUACCUCAAAGAGCACCUUCCCAAACGGAUGCACUUUGCUAACAACGUGCGCAUUGAGAAGGCCCAUCUCUACAUGAAGCCUGGCUGGCAAGCAGCUCUACAACCUACGGAAGUCAAGUACUGCACUGGUGGAUUCCACGGCUCGGAUAACGUCUUCAAAAACAUGCAGGCCAUUUUUAUCAGUUAUGGACCAGGGCUGAAAUACAAGACCCAAGUUGCACCUUUUGAAAACAUUGAAGUGUACAACCUCCUGUGUGAUUUGUUGGACGUUCCCCCUGCUCCUAACAACGGGACCCAUGGGAGUCUGAACCACCUCCUGAAGAACCCUCCCCACCGCCCCGUGUACCCAGCUGAGCUCUCCUCUAACUCCACCUGUAAGGCCAGUGGCCUUGCCCCCUCUGACCACCUGGGCUGUAGCUGCAGCACCCGCACCAAAGCAGUGGAGAAGACUAUGAACAGGCAACUCAUCAAAGACAAUUCCAUUUCCGGAACCAAGGCUCUUCACCUACCAUAUGGAAUCCCUCGAGUUCUCCAGGAGAAUUCAGAGUACUGUGUCCUGCACCACGCCGACUACAUCAACGGUUACAGCAAAGAUACUCUCAUGCCCUUAUGGGUCGCCUACACAAUUAACCCACUGAACAAUGUCCAGCCACUGAGUCCAGUAGCGGAGGCCUGUGUCCGUGCAGACGUCCGUGUGGCGCCGCUCUUCAGCCAGAACUGUGUCAGAUACAAGGACAACCCUGCGCUGUCCUACGGCCUGCUGCAUCCACCCAAUCUGGGUGCCAAUGGAACAGAGGCAGAGUCACUACUCACCAGCAACAUUGCGCCCAUGUACCCUGCUUUUAAAGAUGAUUUGAAGGAGUGAGCAAUUGGCAUGUUGACUCCAGGAAUGUCCACCAGAGCUGUUGCCAGAGAAUUUAAUGUUCAAUUCUCUACCAUACGCCGCUUUAGAGAAUUUGGCAGUACAUCCAACCGGCCUCAGAACCGCAGACCACGUGUAACCACGCCAGCCCAGGAGAUUCUUCACCUGCGGGAUAGUCUGAGACCAGCAACCAGGAUCUUGACCUGAUUGUAGUUCGACUGUUGUAACCGACUUCAGUGGGCAAAUGUUCACCUUUGAAGGCCCCUGCCACACUGGAGAAGUGUGCUCUUCACAGAUAAAUCCCGGUUUCAAUUGUACUUGGCAGAUGGCUGACGUGGCGUCGUGUGGGCGAGUUGUUUGCUGAUGUUAACGUUGUGAACUGCGUGCCCCAUGGUGGCGGUGGGGUUAUGGUAUGGGCAGGUGUAAGCUAUGGACAACGAACACAAUAGCAUUUUAUACAUAGAGAUACCAUGAUGAGAUCCUGAGGCCCAUUGUCCUGCCAUUCAUCCAUCACCUCAUUUCAGCAUGAUAAUACACGGCCCCAUGUCGCAAGGAUCUGCACACAAUUCCUGGAAGUUCAAAUGUCCCAGUUCUUGCAUGGCCUGCAUACUCACCAAGGACGCUCUAGAUUGGAGUGUACUACAGCAUGUUCCAGUUCCCGACAAUAUCCAGCAACUUCGCACAGCCAUUGAAGAGGAGUGGGACAACAUUCCACAGGCCACAUUCAACAGCAGCCUGAUUAACUCUAUGUGAAGGAGAUGUGUAGCACUGCAUGGUUGGUUGGUUGACUGGUUUUCUGUUCCACACCCCUACUUGUUUUUUGAACGGUAUCUGUGACCAAUAGAUGCAUAUCUGUAUUCCCAGUCAUGUGAAACCCAUAGAUUAGGGCCUAAUGAAUUUAUUUCAAUUGACUGAUUUCCU
This is a messenger RNA of Oncorhynchus tshawytscha (Chinook salmon), 3558 nucleotides long. RefSeq names its product ectonucleotide pyrophosphatase/phosphodiesterase 1 (gene enpp1). The record is from RefSeq and is a predicted model, not a curated record. Bases 397 to 2640 code for a protein of 747 amino acids. Gene Ontology annotation, molecular function: dinucleotide phosphatase activity; nucleic acid binding; phosphodiesterase I activity. The transcript is spliced from 23 exons. Lineage: Eukaryota; Metazoa; Chordata; Actinopteri; Salmoniformes; Salmonidae. Gene Ontology annotation, cellular component: cell surface. Gene Ontology annotation, biological process: inorganic diphosphate transport; regulation of bone mineralization; negative regulation of fat cell differentiation.